Messenger RNA from Eriocheir sinensis (Chinese mitten crab), 8841 nucleotides. RefSeq lists its product as uncharacterized. Gene Ontology annotation, molecular function: metal ion binding; RNA binding. NCBI's taxonomy places the organism in Eukaryota, Metazoa, Arthropoda, Malacostraca, Decapoda, Varunidae. Gene Ontology annotation, cellular component: nucleus. The coding region runs from base 1357 to 6138 and encodes 1593 amino acids. The transcript is spliced from 13 exons. Gene Ontology annotation, biological process: negative regulation of DNA-templated transcription. The record is from RefSeq and is a predicted model, not a curated record.
GGCAGCACCAGUUUGCGGGGCGGCGUCGCGGGGAUCGAUCGUGGCCGCUAGCUGGGGGUUCAUUUUUCCUUCAUUACCACCCGCUCCCUGGCACGAAUUUAUGCCCUGACCUCACGGCGCGGCGAUGUGAUACGUUUUGGGUGUGGUUUUAGUUUGUUAUGUUGCGUUAGAGGCCCCGGUGAGGAGGAGUGAAGCCCUGUAAUACCCCCGCCCCUCCCCACCUCUGCCAGAAGACGACCAUCACGACCACACGCUAAAAUGACGACCAUCUAACAGGGGAGCUGGGCCACAGCCCCUCCCACGCGCCAGUCCUUUCUUGAUCACGGAGAUAACAUGAGGUGGCCUGACCCGGGGAGCGAACUGACAGACUGAGUGAACUGAUUUGCAUUGUUGAACUGAGGCUCUCGCGUGACUGUUGACUGUCCCGUGGGUGCUGUUUGGAAACGAAGGCACGGUUACGAAAACAAAGCUGGAUACGCAAACACGGCAAGAUGUGUGGAGGCGGUGAGGUGAGCGCCCGAGGUCCCCGCCCCCCCCAGCAGCUCUCACCGUGCCCCCAGUGCCUCCGCCGCCGCCGCCGCCGCCCACAGUAACCACCACCAUGAAAUCGGCCUGAACCCUCCUUUCCCACACCCCCACACUCCCCCCCCUAACUCACUCUCUCACUAGCUCACUCCCAUCACCACCAACACCACAACGCUACCACCACCACUGUCAUCACGCUCACUCCUGUCCUGUCAUUCUUGUUUUGUUUUGUGCAGCAUUGAAUCACCUGUGACCAAAGUUAAGGAUUCUCGCUGCUACUCACACCCAUAUGACAUAAGUUCACCUCCUUGGAAGUUCUAUAGAAGUUCUCUGUAGCCAGAAAUAAGCGUAGUUGCCUUCUGUCACACCUCACACUUAGAUGUGUCUCAUGGCCAGCAUCGCCUAAUAGUGCUGUGCUGACUUUCACUGUAGCAGCUUUAUUCUGCCACCAAAGAUUGGUGUAGCAACCCUCAGAUUGGAGCCCUUCUUUCCUGCUCCAGGCACACACGCCCCACAACCCACCAGGAUAACUCUCGUCUAGAGCCAGCGUUGUGAGGCUCUAGAUUGAGAAGUCAUCCCAGCAGUACACUAUGUCACUCUUGUAAUACAUCAACAGUCACUUCUUUUUUUGCUCAGUUACAGUUUUGUUUUGUAUCAUUGGCUUUAUCAUCAUCAGUUCAUCCCCCCUCAUAUCAUCCUCCUUUCCCCUCACCCACUUUUCUUUCUACCUCACCUUUGCUGCAGUUGCAGUCACUUUCCUGAAACCCUCUCAAGCAACAACAAUUUGAAGAUGACUGAUAGUUUCCAACCACCCACAGUGUUGAAGUUGUUAUGAAGCUGGUACGGUGUGAGUGGGCGCCCUCACUGGUGGUGGAGUGGCUGUGUGGGGAACUGGAGGAACGCGGUAUUCCUGGCCCCACAUACGCCCACACCUUGCUCUCCCUCCUCCACCACCACUACUGCCCCCACCCGGCUCCUGCCACCCCCAACGGUCCAUCCCGCACCUCUUCUGUCACUGCCCCCUGCCCUGCCGGCCCCCGUUACUUUCCCCCGCUGUCCCGACGCCUCCUCGAUGACUUUGAUUUGCGCGACUUAGACCUGGAUGACCUUCUAGACCACACUACUCACCCAGACGCCGACCUCCCAGACCUCUCUGCCAUCACUCAGCAGCAGCGUGGAGGGAGCCGCCGGGCACGUAAACGCCACAAGGUCCGCCAAAAACACCGCAUUCUCACCUCAGAGCAACUGCAGAAGGUGGCUGCUCUUCAGUGCCUCAUGUCUGCUUCUGAUGAGCGCUAUGAUCUAGAGAGCCUUGUGGAAGAACUCUGCUCCCGCCUCAAGACUGCUGCUGAGAACGACCACCUGAAUGCUUCCAACAAGGUGCCAGCUUGCAUCACAAGCAAGUCUGUGUCCCUAAACUCUGUGUCACAGGAGAGCAGCAAUGACACUGAAGAGUACACUUCAUCCUCCACACCUGAGGAACAAGCUGAGAGGUACUAUGCUGCUUUUCCACCUCUGAGUGGAUCUUCCAAGGUGAAGUGUAGCCACGAAAAAGCAUGGAAGUCUGGAGAUGCAUUCUGUUCUUGCGUGUGGGAAUGUCGCAAGCCAUUGUCGGUGCCACACAGUGAGGGCAUCCCAGGUACUAAUACUGUGAAGAUGCCACGAACAUACCGCAAGAAGCAUCGGGAGAAGAGUAAGAAGGAGGUCGAGGCAAAGCAGGAGCCAGUGCAGAGUCACGAGGAGCCUCAGCGUCACCCAGUCUCCUUCACCUGGCAUUCUAGCAGCAAGCACAAAGAGGCCCAGCUUAAUGAAUUCUACGACACGGACAGCGCCUCAGAGCCGGAGAGAAGCUCUGAGCGGCGACGGAAGAAAUUUGUUGGGCCCCUGCUGGAUGAAGACAUUGGGGAAGGCUACAUUGGGGAUACCAGCUCGAGGGAAAGCUCUGAGGACAGGGACAAAGGAGAGCAAGACAGCGAGAAACCCCGGGAAGAGAAGGGUGACAGGAACCAGGGUCAUUCUGGAGAAAGCAAGGAAAAGGGCAACCAGGAGGAGUGGGAGUGCAUGGGGGAUUUGGUUCUUGAAGGCAGCAACCAGGGUGGUGAGGGCAUGUUGGGAAUUGGAGGAAACAGGCUGUUUGAGCGAGGCAGCACCUCUGGAGGGACAAGUGGCUCCAGCAGUGACGUGGAGACCCAAGAGGCCAAGAGUGUAAGGCAGCUGGAGAGGAAGAUCUCCAACACUGUGGCCCAGGUUUGGGGUCAGGCUGGCGAACUGCUGGGUCAUGGCCGUGGGGAGCACGUUUGGGACCCUCCAGCCCCUCAGGAGCCAGCUCUCUACACCACAGUCUGGGGCUUCAGCCUCCCUAAGCAACAACUGCACCAGAAUUUGCAAGAGUCUUCACCGCCCCAUCCCCAGCACAGUCUCAGUAGCCAGUCAAUUCAAGAACCUCUAACACCAACACUGAAUGGUUGGGAUCAGAGCUGCUCCUGGCACCCUAGUAACUGCCUGGCAGAAGAGAGCUCCCUCGUGUGCAGCAUCUCAAGUCAGAGUCCUUUCAGCAGCCUGAAGGAAAGUUUGACAAGAGAUCCCAGCACCCACCUUGGCAUUCAAAACAACUUUGAGAAAUCCAUUUGGUCUGAUUGUAAUGCUAAUGAUAUAACAGACAGUGAGAAUGUCUUGCCUGUGUGCCUGGAGAAACAUCACAUUAGCAAUGAUGGAGACAAAGAGAGAGAUGAAGGCAAGAAUCACACUUUUAAUGAUGACUUGGAAAAAAAGUUAUUAGAGUCAUUUGUGCAACUAAGUUUGGAGAAUCUAUGGGAAAAUACACUAGGUCUUGAAAAUGUAUUUACAGAUAUUAGUAUAAGUAAUAGUAAUUUAGAUUGUGUCUCAGAAAAUAAGAAUUUAGAAACAGCAGCUCAUAGUAGCCAUACAGAUUCGGAACAUGAGAAGAUGAUGGCCUUGGUGGAGGGUGUCUGCAACAGUGACGAGUCUCAAGAGGAAGAGUCAUUGGACAGUUCUUCAAAGGACCUUCCCUCGGGACCCAUCGGCCCCCAUGCUGUGCUCCACCACACAGAAAAUAGCGGCUUCUCCAUGGUUGUUCCUAGAGGAAAGAGUGCCGAGUCCAGCCCUGCUAUAGAUCAGCGGCCAGAGACCCUCCUGGUUGGCCCUGUAUGCAGUGUUGGAGAUGAUGGUGGUGGAGGUGGUGGUGCUAUGAUGUGCACUGGAGUGGUAGAAGGAAUGGACUCCCUCCCACCAGCCCAGGAGGAGGAAAACCUGCUUACCUCCCCUAGGACUCACUUCCGCCCCAUCAGGCAGGACAGCAUUGGCAGCAUCACUGAUGACCACUAUGAGGAUGGGACAAUGUUCGUUGUCAACUCUGAACGACCAGACCUACCCUUCCAGCGCACCAGUAGUGGGGCAUUGUUCUUGGAGAGCGAUAUUUUGGAGGGCUCUCCCAAGAAGUACAUGGUUUACAAGGAGCCAGUACCCAGGGUCACCCAGGGAGAAGAGGAGCAGCCACAGGUUACCAGAGAGAAAUUGACAGCCAUUGCUCUUGUUCCUAAGUUCAAGGUUAUAAACAAUGAGAAGUUCUGUCAGACAGAGGAGGAUGGCCUUCAGGGUGUGGGAGGAAAGUCAUGUUAUAAGAUUAAGAUGGAGAAGAUAGCUCUCAACAAUAAUAAUCAUUAUGCCAUCAGGGAUGAUGGGAAAGAGCCAGAUGUGUUUGAGUUCCAACAGCAAGAUUUUCCUGACAACGCAACACUGGCAAACAUAUGGAAAAAUAGAGUAGGAAAUGACAGUAGGAGUCAACUGAAAAGUAUUUGGCAAAUUCAGAGAGAAGAAGACAAUAGGAAUGCCUGGCCAAUCAUGAGUGACAUGAAGCAAGGAGUUGUUUGGCUAGAUAAGGAAGGCGAAGGUGCCACUGGAUGGAGCAGUGAGGGAUGUUUUGAACCACCCCUUCAACCAGAGAGGAGCAAUAAGACAGAGGCUGUUGUCAUCCCUACCUCCCUUGCCUCACUGUGGCAUCAAAAUAGUUCCCCAGAGUCACCCACUGUCCCAUCCAUGCCCAGCCUCCAAGACCUCUGGGCCAGCUUUAAGCCUUCCAUCAUAGAGGACUCUGAGCAUGAAGGCACAGGUGGACAGAAAUACAUCAUCACCAACCCUACAACUCAUAUCCCAGGGAAAUACAAUAGUGAGGCAGGUGCCAAUUUGUCUUCCAUGGUGGAGUCUGGGCCUUGGAGUGUCAGAACAGCCGAGGAAGUGUCAGGUCAUGCCAGAAAAGAUAAGAUUUGGUCUGAGCAGCAUCUCCUAAGCAGCAGUCAGCAGCAUCUCCACGUUGGUGAUCAAAAGAGGAUCACCUCUCUGGGAGGAGCCGUUGAGGCACCCGGAGCCUGCACUGAGCUGAGGCUGGAGGUGGACCAGGAGGCUGAUGAGCUGCUGGGGGCUGUCCAUGCUCAUACCAACUUCUCCCAAGGUCAGAUGGGCGGCCCUCAGGGUGGUACUUAUUCCCCACGGCCACUACACGAGCGCCUCAGGAAGAAUUCGGCAAGUAUCAAAAAAGGGGAGCAGAAAGAUGAUGUUGAACAAGAAGACCUGGCUGACCUAGCACCUGACUGGGAGUUGAAUGAUGGCUUUGAGUGGGGAUUGCAGGCAUCAGGGGCAUUGGAGGGUGAGGAUGCAGCAGGAGACGAGGAUGAGUGUGAAGGGGAAGUACUCAUUUAUGAGAAUGAUGGAGUCACCUAUACUAUUCCCGUCGAGUACUUGGACGACUCCCUGUAUGACCAGAUUUUUGGUGCCUCGGAUGCCUCUUCCCACCGCCUUGGAGGCUCUCUGCCUGACCUCCCCUCUGGCCACCCUUCCUCCAUAUUUUUCUCUAGUGAGUUGGAGGACAAGUGGAAGCGCAGCGGUGUGCCGUACAAGGUCCAGUUGCCUCGAAAAUCCCGGCCGGGCCGCUGGCUGCCCCCCUCACGCCGCCCCUGCACCUUCUUCAUGGAGGGGAGCUGUCGACGGAGUGACUGUAAAUUCUCUCACGACCUGGCGUCCAUCACCUGCAGGUUCUGGGAGGAGGGCUCGUGUCUGAAGGGCAUCACCUGCCCCUUCCUGCACGGCUACCCGCUGCGUCGACGCCGCAAUAAGAGUGAGGGAGCAGCUCACUCUGAGGGGGACCGCGCUGACCCUCACAGCUCCUCUUUUGAGAUUGACUCUGAGAUGGACUUUCCAACACUUGGUUCAUCAUGUGACAGCAAGGCAAGCAGCACCGAUGAUCGUGGUGGCCUCAUCACCAACUACCAUGCAGCAGCAGCAGCAGCAGCAAGGAAGAAGAAACGCAAAUUUAUUACUAUCACAAAAAAUGUCCUAGGCGAGAUGAAAGGCUUGGAGGCUGAGAAAACCCUGCACCGCAUCCCUCGGCGAGAUCGGCGGCGGCGGCACACCGACAUCAUCGCCACAAACCUGCACGACACCACCAGCACCACCACCAACACUGCUACUGCUGCUGCUGCUGCUGCCACCACUGCCAUCAACACCGAGCCUUCCCACAGCCAUCACAGCACCAGGAAAGCAAAGCGGCACCGUGCUUCAGCCUCAGGGCACGACGAUGGCACAGUUUCAGACUACUGACAGCAUGUGGCUUUGUUCUCUCGGCCCCCAGGGGGGCCAACAUCGCAGUGGUGUGUCGGGGCAAAAGGGCUGCUACUUACCACUCUCACCUCAUCUCAGCCUCAGGUCAAUGCUGCUGCCCAGGUGGGGCCAAACUGCUCAACAACUUUUUAGCAUAUAUUCAAUAAGAAAGGUAAGAAGGAGGUGACAUGAGGAGAAACAAGCCGUGGGAAGUUAGUGUAGCAGCACACAAGCUUGCUGGAGGGGACCUUCCCAAGAUGAAGCAUGGCAUGGAGUUCCUAAUUUUCCAAGGUAGCUGUUAUUCAGGGUAUAUUUCUCCCCUUUGUCCCAUCCCAUAUUCCCUCACUCCACAUCCUCUCUCUCCCCCCCCCCUGGUGGCUCCACUGCACCACAUGGCUGUAAGAGAGCAAUCACUGCAGCAGCAAACACAGAAAAUACAAGGCCAAAUUGUCACAGAAAGUAGCCUCAAGAAACAAGCCUAUUGCUGUUACAAAAAAGGAAUAGUGAUUAUUUUAUUUACUUGAGCCUUUCUUUUCCUUUGCAUAACAUAAAGCUGCAGAAUAAAAAAUGCAGCAAUGAUAGAAGAUAUCUGUGGAAUGAUUUUGUUUGUCACUAUUAUAUUUUUCAGAUUUAUUAAUCUGUUUUGAUAGUUUACCUUAAGCUUAACAUCUGAGUCACUCAUAGUUCUUUUUUUCUAUAUAAAAUAUCCAUGUUUAAGAUGGUUUAUUUCCAAGUAUAAUUUUCAUAUAUUACUGGUUUUUUUUUUUUUUUUUUUUUUUUUUUUUUUUUUUCAUAUAUACUACUAUGGUGCCCUUAAUUCAUAAAAAUGCCCCCGUAAUUCUUUCUCUUAUGUAUAUCAUUAUAUAUAACUAUAUAUAAAUACACUGACCAAGCUUUUGUCAGUAUGCAGCACACUGUAGCUACACUUUUAUUUUCACAUUAAUUACAUAUAUAUAUUUUUUUGUGUGUGUAUGGUAACAUUUAGGUAAAGUGAGAUGAAUCUUUUUACAACAAUCUGCUCACUUUGCUGUUAGUUUACCUCAAGAUUCAGUAACAACAAUGUGGAACUUUUAGAUUAACACAGCUCACUAGAGUUGCCUAGCAAAGGGACCAGUACUACCCUGCUCCUUGCACAAGCUAACUCUACUUGCUACUCACAGAAAACUUUGUUUUCAUUGUCAGUGGAAGGCAUUUUCUGCAAUUUUACUGUGCUGCAAUGGGUUGUGGUCAGUCUUGCCCCACUGAGGUCACCCUACUGAGCUGUGCAAACCCCUGUAUCAGACCACCUAUUGAGCAUUGUCUGAGUACACUAUAGAAUUUUCCCUUAAAUGUAUUUUAUAAAUCAACAGACAUUAAGCAGUCUUAUCUUGGAUUGGCCCUUGUAGUACAACCUGCCUACACUCCCCUCUUAACACCCCUCACUGUGGCCAGUACAUCCAGUCAAGUAAAAUGCAAUUUUGAAAAAAAAAAAAUCAAAUCCCUUUUGUAUUUGCAUUUUUAUUUAUGAUAUUCAAUGGAUAAAAACAGAUUUUGGAGAGGAAAAAUCAGUAGGCUUUUUUUUUUAUGAAAGUGCAUAAAUUUAUCACUCCUCAAAUAAUUUCAAUAGGAGUAUGAGAGUAUAUGUAAGCAUGAAAGAGUGUAUGAAUGAAUGAUUGGUAUCUCCUUUGCCCCGGCUAAGGAAAUAUACCAUUGAACGAACCAUUUUGGUUCUCUUCAUUUCAGAUGAUAUGCAGCCUUGUUUAGUGUGCUGCCAUUUGUACUAAGGGUAUUCAUGCACUGUCUUCUUCAUACCCUCUUAAAGAUAGCCAAUUAAGCCAACAUUUUUGGCCAUUACUGUUGCUGAAUGUAUGGAGUCCUUGAGCUAUGUUAGGGUACAAAGAUAGUGUCUGAAGCCCUUCAAACUACCCCGACGAACUGAUGCAGUCACUCUCGCCCUCAGAGAGUUGCUCAGUUCAUUUUGAAUUCAUGCAGAGUUGCUCGUACAGAAGCAGGGGCUCUGGUGAUCAUGUCCCGUGCUUGUGUGUCUCUCGGGCUCAGUUAGCAGGAAACGAAGCCUUGUGGCACUUGUGUAUUAGUACGAUAUGGCCGCGGAAGAAAAAAAAGUUAUUAAAAGUCGUCUUUCCAGUAAUGGACCGACCAGACUGAAAACUUGGCCAUGUUACAGAACUUGCCCCAAGUGAGUGUUAUCCCAGAAGGUUCAGUGCAUGGCAUGCCACAUAGAUGCCAUGAGUUUGGUGAAGUGCCAAUCAAGAGUGAGGAUUGUGGCCACUACAUGCCAUGCCUCACUUUUCUGCCCAUGAGCUCCACAACAUGAUCCCUGUUCUCUCUUAUUUUCAUAAUAUAGUAAGGAAUAAGACUUUACUCAAGAAGUGAAUGAAUGUAAGAAGGUUGCUGAUUCUUCAUAAGUUUUUUUUCAGCUGCAUUAUGUUGGCAGAAUUACUCCUUCUAGUCAGGCAACCCAAAGUAUUGUUUAGUUCUUUUGAGUUCUUUGAAAAAUGUGAGGUCACAAGCUUUUGUAAGAAAUUUAGAAGCAGAUGAUUGCAGUGAUUUUGCAUAUGAAACUGAAUGUUCUUAUUAAGUUUGUUGUAUCUCGCAAUUGUGAGAAUGAUUAACAAAGAUUUUGUAGUUGUUUCUUGCUCUGCUGUUAUGAGAAGCAAUAAUGUAAUGUCUUGAAAAGUAAGAGGGAACAAGAAGAGAAAAAUC